This is a messenger RNA of Eutrema salsugineum, 1457 nucleotides long. RefSeq names its product heavy metal-associated isoprenylated plant protein 7. Bases 135 to 1232 code for a protein of 365 amino acids. Gene Ontology annotation, molecular function: metal ion binding. The transcript is spliced from 5 exons. Lineage: Eukaryota; Viridiplantae; Streptophyta; Magnoliopsida; Brassicales; Brassicaceae. The record is from RefSeq and is a predicted model, not a curated record.
UCCACCUUCGUACCAACACCCAAGUGGUUCUUUAGAAAGAGAGAGAAAGAGAGAGCGUGAGAGAGAGAUUUAUAAGCUUCUCUUUGGGUUACAACUUUUUUUUGUGAACAUAGAAACACUCAAAACUUUAAAAAAUGGGAGAGGAGGAGAAGAAACCAGAAGCAGCAGAGGAGAAGAAAAUGGAGGAGAAGAAACCAGAAGCAGUAGAGGAGAAGAAAGGAGAAGAAAAGAAAGCGGAGGCUGAUGAGAAAAAAGGAGAAGAUUCUGAAAAGAAAACUCAAGAAGGAGAAUCGACUAAAGACUCCAAAGAAGAUUCUCCUCCGGCGGCGGCGCCGGAGGCUCCAGAACCACCUCCUCCGCCGCAAGAAAUCGUCCUUAAGGUUUACAUGCACUGUGAAGGCUGUGCUAGAAAAGUCCGCCGUUGCCUCAAAGGCUUCGAAGGAGUGGAAGAUGUGAUGACUGAUUGUAAAACGGGGAAAGUGGUGGUGAAGGGAGAGAAAGCCGACCCAUUGAAAGUAUUGGCCAGAGUUCAGAGGAAGACCCACCGUCAAGUUGUGCUUGUUUCUCCGAUUCCUCCGCCAUCUCCGCCGCAGGAGAAGAAAGCAGAGGAGGAAAAGCCUAAAGCAGAAGAAAAGAAAGUGGAGCCUCCUGUAGUGGUUACGGUGGUCCUCAAGGUUCACAUGCACUGCGAAGCCUGUGCGACGGAGAUCAAGAAACGGAUCAUGAGAAUGAAAGGAGUGGAAUCUGCUGAAUCCGAUUUAAAGGGUUCUCAAGUGACGGUGAAAGGAGUGUUUGAACCGCAAAGGCUAGUAGAAUACGUUUAUAAGAGGACUGGCAAACACGCUGCGAUUAUGAAAAUUGACCCACCGCCUCCACCGCCACCGGAAGAGGGGGCGGUUGCGGCGGCGGAAACAGAGAAGAAGGAAGAAGAAAAAGGAGAAAAUGGCGGAGGAGAAUCCAAAGGCGAGGAAGGGAAGGAUGAGAAGGCAAAGACGGAUGAAGAAAAGAAAGAAGGGGAAGGUGAAGCGGCGGAGAAUGGCGGAGGAGGAGGAGGCGGUGGCGGUGGAGAGGAAGAUGGAAAAGUUGUGGAGGUGAGAAAAAUAGAGAAUCCUUAUUACUACUAUUAUUACCAACCGCCGCGUGUGGCCAUUCCACCUAUGGAAAUGCCGCCGCAUGCUUAUCCGCCUCAAAUAUUCAGCGACGAGAAUCCAAACGCAUGUACCGUAAUGUAACAACGAAAACCGCAAACGCUAUAGGGUAUAAUGGGGAAUAUUUUGAACAAUUUUUGAUCAAGUGGAUACAUGCGGCCUUUGCUGUCUCUCUUUGCAUGUGGUUUUCUUUUCUUGCGUUUGUGCAGCUUUUUUUUUUAAGUGUAAUUUACAUUAAAAACUCGGCAAUUACGAAUUUUUAAUGGAUAUAAUCAUAUAAGCAAUAAACAAAUAAUUGUAACUAAAAUA